UCACUGUAGCUUGCGCAUGCGUAGACUGACAGUUCAACUUGUACGACAUUUUCUGUGUAUCGAUUGUGUUCUUGUCCGUAGCGGUUUCAACAACCUAUUUGAAAAAAGAAUUUGUGCAAAUUGCGACUGAUCGCAACAAUGACGAUCGUCACGAAACCAAUCACCGAGAAAAAACUCGAGAAAUCCACCCUUCCGUUGGUAGAAAAUGAUCAACUUGCAACUGCGCCACCACCAACUUCAAAUCAAGAUGAUUUAGAAUCUGGUUCUCACGACCCCCAAUUCGUCUUUUUAAGAGCUCGAGCUCAAAAAGUUUCAAGCUCAGCUGUUUUAUGCGUGUUUCUAACUGGAUUGAUGGUGGUAAGUUUGGGCAUCAUCUGCGGGUUCUACCUCUACAAACAACGUAUCGAGGUCUUCAAAAAAUGGUGUAAAAUCCCGCUUGAACCGCACACCGCAAUGUUAAACUCCGACGACCUCCGCAUGCCAUACAACAGCCUCACAGAAGAACUGGAAUUAGAUGUUUUACGCGGAGAAUACGAAAAAAUCACCGUUCCCGACUUUGAAGAUGGUCGUAAUGGACGAUUCGUGCAUGAUUUUAAUAAUAAUAAAACGGGAAUUAUUGACACAACUGGACAAAGAUGUUUUGUUAUGCCUUUAGAUCGGGAUAGUGUUCUUCCUCCGAAGUCACUUUUUGAUUUAAUUCAUAAAAUGUGGGAUGGUUAUUAUAAAGUUGAUACAGAGAUUAUUCGUAAUACAAUGAAAGUUAUUGUUCCCCCGCUUGAAGAUCCUAGAGAUGCUGGGGAUUACAUUGCUAAGGAGUGUUAUAAUUUACCGAUUUAUAAGUUGGAGAAAUAUGUUGGUGGAGUGGUAAAACGUUCAGCAGAACUACACACUCAAGCAAAAUUCGCCCAAUUUUCUGGUAAAGGUAUAACGGAAUUUGAUUUAGUCAAUUUCGACGAUGUGCUGGCAUAUGAAGAGUCCCAGAAGAAUCACUAGUUUUCUACGUCGUUGAAAAUGUCACGCUAUAGAAAUACAAUAUAGAUUUGCUAUUUUUAUUUUACUAUUACAUAUAAACGUAUAUUGUAUAGAAAGAUGACGAAAAAAAAGAGAUAAGGGACGGAAAUUUUUCCGUAUUUAACUAUAGUUCGAAAUGAUAUUUGUUAUUAUAUGGUGUUCCCCUCGAAUAAAAAGAGACAAACGUAAAAUUGCAUGAUUGUAAACCCGUUUUCACAUUGUUCUUGUAAUAUUAUUGGGGGUUGGAACAACUUUGUUCAAAAUCUGGCUUUACAUUCGACGGUUAAAGCUCAAAAAAAAUUUCACACAUUCUCAAGGGAGAUUGAUUAUCAAAAAAAUUCCUUUUGUUUAAAAAUUGUGGUAAUAAAUUUGAUGGUUGAAAAAGGCUGAACAGAAUUUAUUCGGUAACCAAUUUUCGUGUUUUUAUUUUUAAUUAAUGAUGGUGUUAAUUAUUUACAUAUUUGUUUAUAUAUUUAGGUAAAUAAUUAUUUAGUUAAUCGACUCUGCAUGAUGUUAUUUAUGUGCAAUACAUAUCCAAUUGCAAGUCGUGUAUGAUAUAUGUAAUCUUUUACAAAGCUGUAUAUUUAUUUAAAUAAAUAUAAUCACCAAAAAAAUUG
Onthophagus taurus is the source of this 1628-nucleotide messenger RNA. RefSeq names its product integral membrane protein 2B. Gene Ontology annotation, cellular component: Golgi apparatus; plasma membrane; extracellular exosome. Gene Ontology annotation, biological process: negative regulation of amyloid precursor protein biosynthetic process. The record is from RefSeq and is a predicted model, not a curated record. NCBI's taxonomy places the organism in Eukaryota, Metazoa, Arthropoda, Insecta, Coleoptera, Scarabaeidae. Gene Ontology annotation, molecular function: amyloid-beta binding.